Messenger RNA from Trypanosoma cruzi, 2613 nucleotides. RefSeq lists its product as uncharacterized. The coding region runs from base 1 to 2613 and encodes 870 amino acids. The record is from RefSeq and is a predicted model, not a curated record. NCBI's taxonomy places the organism in Eukaryota, Euglenozoa, Kinetoplastea, Trypanosomatida, Trypanosomatidae. The transcript has a single exon.
AUGAGCAACACCCUCUGCCUUCUUGAGUUUGUGUGCAACCUGCGAUGGGUGCUGUCAUACGCAGUUCAGCGUCUUGAUCCUGUUUUGGAGGCGCACUACGCCCAUGUCAUUGAGCGUGCCAGACAGGCUGAAUCGGAUGUUUUUCGAUCUUAUUCUUCGGUGAAGUCUCUGGUGGAGGUUUCACGUGACGCACUAACUUUGGCGCAGGAAGGUAUUGUUUACCUUCUUGUUGCCGAGGGCGUACUGGGCCAUUGCCCUCCCACUAUGCAUUCCUUCCUGCUGCGCGCAACGACGUCUUCCGACUCCCGCGCGUUGAGUGAUUGUACGUGCCAGAGUGAUGUUUCGAGUUUGUCCCAGUUACAGAGUGCAAGAAACGUGUACCAGGCUCAUUUCUUAUUUAUCCGCUGGCUUGUCGCCGAAGGGCUUUUGACAGACGAGGAGCUGCUAGACUCCCUGGGAGAUGAAGCGGAUGCUUCAGCUUGUGGACAGAAAAGCCGCUUUGAGCUGCAUGUUUCGAUGGCGAAGAGUCUCUCCAGUGGGAGCCCGUUUGCUCUUCAAGCACAUGUUAUACUCACAAGAUCCCUCAUAUUACAUCACUGCUGCAUAAUUCUUUCCGUGGAUGACAUCCUGGCGCACGUCCGUUUUCUUGAUCCCAUGUGCAGUGGGACAUUGGAAAGCAUAGAAGACGCCCUUGUGUUCUGGAUGCAUCAUGUCCUGAAGGUCAUGCAUGAGAAAAAAAUGAUAACUGACCAAUUGUACGGAUUUGCCGCGAAAGAGCUGGGAGAUUCUCUUUAUCACUCUGUGCAGAGUGGCGUCGUCCUCGGUCUUAUUGUACAUUUUUACAAGCAAAACAUUCUUCCAUUGAGUCAUAUUUGCACUGCAUCAGGAGAAGGUGAAGAAACAACACGGUGCCGGGAACGUCGACUUCAGAACUGGGGUUCUUUGCUGCGUGUUUCGGAAGAGCUUGGUCUGUGGCCGUGCCUCUACGCAGAUGAAGUGGAGCUGUAUGGAGCUGUCGUGCUGCAGCUGCACGUUCUUCGGUUUGUGGGAGAACUGUUUGCGGUGCUUGCGACGCAGGCAGAAGACUUGGAAGAACACGGAGAGGACGCUUAUUGCAUGCCUUUGCAGCAAAAGAAAAAAGACGGGAAAACAGCGCAAUCGCAGGGCAUCAUGGACUUUGCGCGUGAAAGAAAAAGGAACGAAGCCACUUUGAAAAAUUGCCGUGUGGAAAAGGGGGACGACAUCAUUACUAUGGGGAAAGGAGACGAGGCGAACGUUGGUUCUUCACAGAACAGCAUUAGCGGUUAUCCUUCUGUUCACAGUCGACGUCAGUACGAUGUCAUGAUGGCAAGCCUGCAGAUGCGUGGAGUGGAAAUUGGGGUAUCGGGUCCGCCAAAGUCUUAUAGCAGCUCAAUGAAGAAACGUGAGUCGGCGGGUGCAGCAAAAGCAAAAUCAGGAGUAAUAGUAUUGGCAUCUACACCAUCAAUGAGAGCAGCGGCAGCGGCAUCAUCAUCCUCUUCAUCAUCCUCUUCCGGUACCGCUGGAUAUUUAUCAAGAACAGAUUCACGACGCUUUAUUCCAGAGAAAGUGACGCUCUCAAAGAAUCUCUCAAAUAUGGAGUUGGUCCAGUCUCAUUUAAACUCUGCAGACGGAGUUAUAAGAAGCGAUGUGGUUCAAGCGAGGCAACCAAUAGCCAUAAAUCCUCCGCGUUUGCCUUUUGUGGCCAAUGCAAACGCUGUAACGACCUCUCCCAUUUCCAGCAAUUCCCCCGUUACCACUGCUCUUUCUGCAAUUGCCCCAGCUCUCAUUCAGGAAAGCUUUCAUGUCACACUAUCCAUGGAAUCUGUGGUAAGAGCCUCCAAUCUGUAUGAUCAAGUUUCUUUUUUAGAUGCGAAAGACUCGGGCAAAUUGUUUUCUCCGAACUCCACUGUGAAUGGAAUCCAUAGUAAUAUGAAAGAAAGAGCAUCGUGCACGACUACAGAGAGUUCCUUUCCGAUUAAUUUAGCUGGGAAUUUGGGUUCCCCACCCCAGAGUAGAGAGAUGGAGACUGCCCGAAACCUCACGAGUUUGUCGAGGUCCCAUUCAAAUUUACGGGGGCAGGGGGACAUGGAGUCUGAAGGUGUAUCUCCCAUGACUCCUGAAUUAGCAACGGAUCAGAGCGAUGCACACUCUCAGACGGCUCUAACAUCAUUUAAUCAGCAGCAUCUUAGUUCUCUGAGGAGUCAAUGUCAACGGCGUCGGUCGGAGGCGCACCGGAAGCUUGAGGAAAGAUUGAAGGAUUUACUGCGAGACCUUUCAGCAGUGGAUCAUUCAUCCGUCCAAUCUACAGCUGCUUUUCACACCCUUCUGCGGACUCUGGAAAAGCAGCAGGCGAUAAUUAAACGUUUGUCAAGUAGGCUUGCGGCGAUGAACGGGGGGAAUCCCUUAUGGCAUGACGAUGUGUGGUCAGGGAACGAAGGGGCCCCUGGCGUCAGCGAGGGACCGGGGUCGACACAUUUGCUUUGUUGCGAAUUCAAUUGUGGCUCAGAUGAUAGUGGGCAACAUGCUGAAACGGAAAUUUCUUCCAUCCCUGAUGCUUUCUUGGAUGACGAGAAGGCUCUCCUUGACCACUGA